GCUGUUAUUAUCAGAUUUCAAUUUUGUUUUUCCUUGGCAGCAAAGCCAGCCAGCAGUCCCCAUUGCUGUGCCAGUGAAGCAUUCAUUCAUUCAUCUUCUAAAACUUUGAUCAUUUCGUGGAUCUUCUGAUUCUUCGAUCUCGAUUCUGGUUAGGGUUUACGGUUUUCUGAAGGGAAGAGAAGUUUGCCCAGAAUGGGGAUUCUGGUUCCGCUUUUCUUCCACGUCGUCGCUUUCAUUUGCACCGUUGCAGCUAUCGCUUUGGCCGUUCUUCACAUUUACAGGCACCUUCUCAGUUACACCGAGCCCACUUAUCAGCGUUACAUCGUUCGGAUUAUUUUCAUGGUCCCGGUUUAUGCACUAAUGUCAUUCUUGUCCCUUGUAAUACCCGAGAGUUCAAUCUAUUUUAAUUCCAUUCGGGAAGUCUAUGAAGCUUGGGUCAUUUAUAAUUUUCUGUCACUGUGUCUGGCAUGGGUUGGUGGUCCUGGAGCAGUUGUAAUAAGUUUGAGUGGUCGAGUUCUGAAGCCAUCAUUUUGUCUGAUGACUUGUUGCUUUCCUCCUAUACCGCUGGAUGGGCGUUUCAUACGUAAAUGCAAGCAAGGAUGUCUGCAGUUUGUGAUUUUGAAGCCCAUUUUAGUUGUUGUUACACUUAUACUUUAUGUAAAGGGGAAGUAUAAGGAUGGAAAUUUCAAUCCAAAGCAGUCAUACUUGUAUCUUACGAUCAUUUAUACGAUCUCGUAUACAAUGGCACUCUAUGUGCUUGCUUUGUUUUAUGUGGCAUGCAAGGAUCUGCUUCAGCCAUUCAAUCCAGUUCCAAAGUUUAUUAUAAUAAAAUCUGUUGUAUUCUUGACUUAUUGGCAGGGCGUGUUAUUCUUCCUUGCUGCAAAGUCAGGAUUCAUCGAGGAUGCUGAUGAAGCUGCCUUACUUCAAAAUUUUAUCAUUUGUGUUGAGAUGCUUGUUGCUGCCGUAGGCCUCUUUUACGCAUUUCCAUACAAAGAAUAUUCCAGUGCUAAUAUAGGUGGAUCCCGUGGUGUGACAGCUAGCCUUGGGCAUGCUUUGAAGUUAAAUGAUUUUUACCAUGAUACAGUCCACCAGUUUGCACCAACGUAUCAUGAAUAUGUUCUCUAUAAUCACAGCGAAGGUGAGGAGGGAACUAAGAAGUACAGGUCACGAACUUCUGUUCCAAUUGGCCCAGAGAUGGAUUCUGUAAGAAAUAAACAUAUGUCUGGAGACAAGUUAGAUGACAUACAGCUCUCAAGUUUGUCUUCUACCAGUAGCACUCCUUCAAAUUCUGGUUCCAUUCCUGAUGCUUCAAAUUCUGAUGCAACGAAUUCUUCCUUGCUUGUGGAUAUGUCCAAUUCUGUUUCGGAACCAUACGACUUGACCUUCAUUGACUUGGAUGUAUCCAGUUACCCUGAAGAGGUUCCUGCGGCUGAUAAAGCUGGUGGUAGGUGACCAUGAGGAAUAUUCAGAGCUAGGUUUGAUGGGAAAAAUGUUAUCGCUUGAGGAGAUUAGAGGGGCGUCAGACAUAUCUUCUGUGCUUGGAAAGAACGAACUAUGAUUGUGGUUUCUUAAAUCCUGGUAAAGGAAUUAAGCAGAUCAUGUGGGAACAUACGUUUGUGCAAACUACCUUAAGCGUCUAGUCGGCCUCACUGCCAAGCAAAAUAGUUCUUGAUAUUGGUCUCUGUCUCCAAUUUUUGUGUGUCCUGUGUGUAAAUUGUAGAUACAGAACUUGUUGACAUGCCUCAAAGUUCAACCAUGGAAGAUACUAAAAAAAAAGAUUUAGAAUUAAUUGAUUUUUUUCUCCCAUGCACCUUUUUGAUACC
Molecule: messenger RNA, 1823 nt
Organism: Glycine soja
Lineage: Eukaryota; Viridiplantae; Streptophyta; Magnoliopsida; Fabales; Fabaceae
Product: transmembrane protein 184A-like
Exons: 6
Coding region: 193-1452 (419 amino acids)
Biological process (GO): transport
Molecular function (GO): transporter activity
Source: RefSeq, a predicted model, not a curated record